Messenger RNA from Gekko japonicus, 5813 nucleotides. Its product is annotated as plexin-B1-like. Gene Ontology annotation, cellular component: semaphorin receptor complex. Gene Ontology annotation, biological process: positive regulation of axonogenesis; regulation of GTPase activity; regulation of cell migration. Lineage: Eukaryota; Metazoa; Chordata; Lepidosauria; Squamata; Gekkonidae. Gene Ontology annotation, molecular function: semaphorin receptor activity; protein binding. The record is from RefSeq and is a predicted model, not a curated record.
GCGGACAUUCUGCUGCUGCCAUUGCAUGGACUGUGGACUCCUACUGGAACAAGCCUAUAGCGGUCAGAAUGAUUAUGAUGCCUCUGGGGUCCCUCCUUUCUGCUCUGUGUUUCCUGGGGGCUGUCAUUCCAGAAGGGCUGCAGUAUGCCACCUUUUCAUACAACACAACCAAGUUUCUUCACCUGAUUAUGGAUUCUGAGUCUGGGACUCUCUAUCUGGGGGCUACCAACUUCCUCUUCCAGAUGACAGCGGACCUGGUGAUGGAGGAGGCUGUCCCCACGGGGCCUUCCUUAGACAGCAAGGAUUGCCUUCCUCCUGUCACAAAGCAGGACUGUCCCCAGGCCCAGGAGACGGACAAUUACAACAAGCUGCUCUUGAUCAACUCACUGGAGAAGGAGCUUAUAGUGUGCGGCAGUGUAUGGCAAGGGAUCUGUGAGAAGAGGAACCUUGGCUUCAUUAACCAUGUUAUCUUCCAACCCUGGACGCCAGGAGACACUCAGUACGUAGCAGCAAACGAUCCCAAUAUUUCCACCGUGGGCCUCGUAGGGUACUCCAAAGACCACGUGCCGCUGUUGUUCGUGGGUCGAGGUUACACCAGUCGAGGAGUAGGUGGCAGCAUUCCUCCCGUCACGACCCGGAAUCUCAGGGCCCACCCUGGAGAGGCCCCUGGAUCGGACUCUCACUCCAUCUUCUCCUAUGAAGAAACAGCAAAGCUGGCUGUGGGCCGGCUCUCGGAAUAUAACCACCAUUUUAUCAAAAGUUUUACUCACGGCUCCAGCGUCUACUUCCUGUUUUACCGGCGGGAUCUCAAGUCACUGUCUCGCGAGUACAGGACCUACAUUUCUAGGAUCUGCCUGGACGACUCUCACUAUUACUCCUACGUAGAGUUGCCGUUGCUCUGCCGGAGCAAAGAGAAGACUUACAGCCUCCUGCAGGCUGCCUAUGUUGCACAGCCGGGCGGGGAAGGCGAGCUGGGCGCGGCCCAGGGAGACGUCCUCUUCACUGCCUUUUCCGCCUGGCACGCUUCCUCGGGGAAGCUGAGUGAGGAAUCUGCACUCUGCAUUUAUACAAUGGACCAGGUGAACCGCCUUGCUACUCAGACCAGGGACCUCUGUUACACCAAGGACGGCCGAUCGGAGGAGGGCAUAGAGGUGGCUUACAUAGAAUACGACGUCAACUCUGACUGCGCCAGAUUGUCCGCAGACACUUUGGAUGCCUACCCAUGCGGCUCAGACCACACCCCCAGCCCCAUGGCCAGCCGGGUGCCACUCGAAGCAGCCCCAAUCCUGGAGAAGCCGGACGCCCGUCUGACUGCAGUCGCUGUCAGCAUCGAAGACGGACACACCGUCGUUUUCCUGGGGGACAGCAGAGGUCGGCUGCACAAGGCUUACUUGGGAUCGAUGGGGCACGCCGACCUGUACGCUUCUCUGGUGAUCCAGCCAAACAGCGCAGUGAGUGGAGACCUACUCUUCGACCAGUCCAAGAAGCAUUUGUAUGUCAUGACUCAGUCAAUGGUGACCAAGAUUCCCAUAUUCGAAUGCUCCCAGUACACUGACUGUGAAUCAUGUUUAGCACUGAGGGAUCCAUACUGUGGCUGGUGUGCUCUCCAAGGAAGGUGCAGCCGUCGCUCCGAAUGCACCAGGUUCCGAGUGAGCGAGCAGUGGCUCUGGGGCUUUAAUUCAACUCAGCAGUGCUUGUCUGUCCAGUCGCUGAGCCCAGCCAACAUCAGCAGAGAAGAACAGAGAACUAUAUUCCUAACGCUUUCAGAUCUGCCGCCCCUGCGGGACGGAGAGUCAUAUUCAUGCUUCUUCGAAGAGUACGAGAGCCCAGCAGUGCUGGUGGGGUCGGGCAUCGUGUGUCCGUCACCAGAUCCCAGCCAAACACCAAGUCUGAAAACAGGAACAGACCACAUAACCAUUCAGCUGGUGGUGCGUUUCCAUGAUGUUUUUAUUGCUUCAACCUCAUUCUCCUUCUAUGACUGUGCAGCAGUGGCCUCUUUGAGGAAAUCUGCACCAUGCCAGGUGUGUGUGAGCAGCCACUGGGGGUGUAAUUGGUGCGUCCAUCAACACCUCUGCACUCAUAAGACCACCUGUGAAGAAGGGACCAUCAUCUACAACGAAAGGAGAGAAGAGUUAAGCUGGGGGCCAGAAGCCUGUCCCUGCGUGCGGGGCAUUCAGGGGUCCUCUCUGAUGCCAGUCAAUGUGCAGAGGAAGAUAACCCUGAUUGGGAGAAAUUUCCACCUCUAUCAGGAUCAGCUGUGGGACUAUGAGUGUGCUUUGGUUCUGGAAGGCAAGACCUUGGUGGUGGAUGCGUACAUUGAACAGGAUGAAACAAACCCAUCCCUUUGCUAUAUCACGUGUGAGCUGCACCAGUACAGCUACUCGGCCCCCCAGUUGGAAUUCAAUGCUGCUGUUUUCGUGCAGAGGAAGCGGCGCCUCCGUGUGGACAGCAUAGAAGAUCUCCAUGUGACUCUGUACAACUGCUCGGUGGGCCACUCGGACUGCAGCCGCUGCCAGACUGCUGAUGCCAAGUAUAACUGUGUGUGGUGUGGCGGGGAACGGCCCAGCUGCCUCUUCCAGGACUCCUGCAAAGAAAAGGUGGCAGACAUGUGCCCAGCCCCGCUGAUCCAUUCUAUUUCUCCCUCAACCGGACUGGUUGAAGGGGGCACCAGAAUCACCAUCAUGGGCUCAAACCUUGGCCAGAAGCACGAAGAUAUUGCAGACACUGUCACCGUGGCAGGAAUCCCUUGUGAGGUUGAUCCUGAAGCGUAUGAGAUCUCCAGCAGUAUCGUGUGCACCACCGGCGAAAGCGGGACGGAGAGGUCUGGGCACGUGGUCGUGGAGGUUCCUGGAGGAGGACAGGGGAUCUCUGCUCACGUUUUCACUUACCAGAACCCAGAGCUGAAAUCCUUUUCUCCAUCUCGUGGCCCCAAGGCCGGAGGCACCUGCCUGACACUGACGGGAUCCAAGCUGUUGACCGGAAACCCCAGCGAAAUCAGCAUCCUGAUUGGGCACCUCCCUUGCUACAUUCAUUCCGAGAUGCAGGAGGACAAGCUGCAGUGCCAGACGAGUCACAGCAAUAUAUCCGUGGAACUUCCUAUCACCGUCAAGUACGAGCAUCACGAACGAAGACUGGAGGGUUCCCUCUUCAGAUACACCCUGGACCCCAACGUCACCUUUGCAGAACCGUCCAAGAGCUUCCAGAGUGGCGGGAGGCAGAUUCGAGUUCACGGGCAUAACCUUGAUGUUGUACAAUGGCCGAAAAUUCGUGUGACAGUUUCACCACCGGAACGCCGUCGCCGGGGCCUGGGGAGGUGGCGUAGGAUUAUCCCAGAAACAGAAUGCCCCGAGAAUGCUCUCUGUAGUGUCCAGCAAUUUGAAGAGCCAUGUGAAGUUAACUCCUCCAACCUCAUCCUGUGCAAAACGCCGGCCAUUAAGUCGCAUCCCCCCUCCAUCCAAGUGAAACUGGAGUUCGUGUUGGAUAAUCUCAGCUUUGACUUCAACUCUUUGCACCCAUCCCGCUUCUCCUAUGAGGUGGACCCCGUCCUGAAGCCCCUGAAUGCGGAUGAUCACACCAAACCCUAUCGUCACAAGCCCGGAAGUGUCAUCUCUGUUGAGGGAGAGAAUCUGGACUUGGCCAUUUCAAAAGAUGAGGUGGAAGCCAGGAUCGGCAUUGGGGUCUGCGGAGUCAAGACCCUUACGAAGCACCAUCUCUACUGUGAACCCCCGUCUGAGCAACCUGCCCCUCUGCACAGAGCCAAGCGGGAGGGCACAGACUCGCUGCCAGAGUUCACAGUUCAGAUGGGGAACAAAAACUUCCGACUGGGUCGUGUGCAGUACGACACGGAGAGUCAGCUCACCUUCCCCCUGGAGGCCCAGAUUGGCUUGGGCGUGGGAGCCUCUUUUGUGGCUUUGGUCGUGCUAAUCAUUGUUUACAUCUACAGGAAGAAGAGCAAACAGGCUCUGAGGGAUUACAAAAAAGUUCAGAUCCAACUAGAAAAUCUGGAAACCAGCGUCCGAGAUCGGUGCAAAAAAGAAUUCACAGACCUCAUGACGGAGAUGAUGGAUCUCACCAGUGACUUAGUUGGCACUGGAAUUCCUUUCUUGGAUUACAAGUCCUACGCAGAACGCAUCUUCUUCCCCGGUCACCGCGAGUCACCCAUUCAAAGAGGUCUAGACGUACCAGAAUGUCGGAGGCAGACGGUAGAACAGGGCUUGGUGCAGCUUUCCAACCUCCUCAAUAGCAAACUCUUUCUCACCAAGUUCAUCCACACCCUGGAGAUCCAGCGGACGUUCUCUCCAAGGGACCGGGCUUAUGUCGCUUCCCUUCUCACAGUCUCAUUGCAUGGGAAGCUUGAGUACUUCACAGACAUCCUCAAGACUCUGCUGAAUGACUUGGUGGAGCAAUAUGUAGCCAAGAACCCCAAACUGAUGCUGAGAAGGACAGAAACAGUGGUGGAGAAGCUGUUGACCAACUGGAUGUCCAUCUGUCUGUAUGCAUUUGUAAGGGACUCUGUUGGGGAGCCUAUGCCCGUCCGAGGCAUCAAGCACCAGGUGGACAAGGGGCCAGUGGACUGGGUGACCGGGAAGGCCAAGUACACCCUGAAUGACAACCGCCUUCUCCGAGAGGACCUGGAGUAUCGCACACUGACGUUAACCGCCUUGCCGCAAGCCGGGAGCGCAGUGGGAGGAGCAGAGGGUGCCCAGGGGGUACUGGUGAAGGUGCUGGACUGCGACACAAUCACCCAGGUGAAGGACAAGAUCCUCGACCAGAUCUACAAAGGGACACCUUACUGCCACCGGCCAGACCCAGAUGCUCUUGACCUGGAGUGGAGAUCAGGCCUGGCGGGGCACCUCAUCCUCUCCGAUGAGGAUGUGACGUCAGUUGUCCAAGGCAAUUGGAAGCGCCUCAACACCGUACAGCACUACAAGGUGCCUGAUGGAGCAACCGUCGCUCUCGUUCCUCGUAUGACCAAGCACCUUCCCAGGGAGAACCAGGAUUACAUCCCUGGAGAGAAGACCCCAAUGUUGGAGGACGCAGAUGAAGGUGGGAUGAAGCUUUGGCACCUGGUGAAGCCAACGGAGGAGCCAGAGCUGCCGAAACAUCGCCGAGGGAGCCUGCGGGAAAGGGAAAGGGCCAAGGCCAUUCCUGAAAUCUACCUGACUCGCCUCCUCUCCAUGAAGGGAACCCUGCAGAAGUUUGUGGACGACCUGUUCCAAGUGAUCCUCAGCACCAGCCGUCCCGUUCCCCUGGCUGUGAAGUAUUUCUUUGACCUGCUGGAUGAGCAGGCAGUGCAGCAUGGGAUUACAGACCCAGAGACCAUCCAUAUCUGGAAGACAAACAGCCUACCCCUGAGGUUCUGGGUCAACAUUAUCAAGAACCCCCAGUUUGUUUUUGAUGUGCAGACUUCAGAUAACGUGGAGGCCGUGCUCCUGGUCAUCGCGCAGACCUUCAUGGACUCCUGCACCCUUGCUGAUCACAAGCUGGGUCGGGACUCUCCCAUUAACAAGCUGCUCUAUGCCCGUGACAUUCCACGCUACAAGCAGAUGGUGGAAAGAUACUAUGCUGAUAUCCGGCAGACGAUCUCUGCCAGCGACCAAGAGAUGAACUCUGCCCUGGCUGAACUAUCACGGAAUUACUCAGGUGAACUCAAUUCUCUGGUGGCUCUGCACGAACUCUACAAGUACAUCAACAAGUACUAUGACCAGAUCAUCACCGCCCUGGAGGAGGACCCGACGGCCCAGAAGAUGCAGCUGGGCUACCGCCUGCAGCAGAUUGCCGCCGCAGUGGAAAACAAAGUCACAGACUUGUGA